AAGUAUCUUCAAGACAUAGCUGGUACUGAGAAGUAUUUUAUUGGAUUACUACUGCAACCUUCAGAGAAAAGGUGGCAGUGGCGCUGGAUCAACAACUCUGUAUUCAAUGGCAAUGUUACCAAUCAGAAUCAGAACUUCAGAUGUGUCACCAUAGGCCUGACAAAGACAUUUGAUGCUGCAUCAUGUGACAUCCACUACCGCUGGAUCUGUGAGAAAAAUGCCAAGUGAUCAUAGUUCUGUGACAAGAACAAACACACUUGCAGAGAUAGCAAAAAAAGAGUAGUAGCAACUGAGACUGGGCCAGGAAAUACAGAAUAUCAGAUCACUGAAUCCAUCUUUCAUGGGUUCCUGACAGAACUCCCUAAUGAAUUUUCAGUGUUAAUGUGCCACUCCUUCCACGCAUAGUCUCAUAUACACACAAUCAGAAAGAUGUGCUGUUUGGAGCCAGACAUCCCUAAGACCACAUUUCCUGUCAUGCUUUUUGAAUCCUCACAGAUUCUCUAGUUUAUUACAGAUUCUAUUAUCUAUUUGCCCACUAGUAGAGGUCCUUGCUUAUUUGGAAAAUGACCUUCAACAUUCUUUUGGGAACUGGAUGCUACUCAUCUAUAAGAGACAGGCCAAUUCUACAGAAACAGCACUGUUGGAAUAGAAAUAUAAUCUGUUUCAAAAGAGCUGAGCAUUUCUGACUGAUCAACAGGGUGUAGCCUGUUGACAGAAUUUGUUUUAUCCUCAGAGCACAUGACCAUGCUACUGGGGAGAAACUGCAGACUGAACUGAUAGGAGGCAGAAUGGGUGGAAAGGGAUGAACUCAGUUUCUGAGACUCACCUCUGUUUUCAAGAGGACAGACAAACACACACCCCCAUCAACAUGCCUCCCUUACAAGGUGGGAAAGCAAGACUCUCCUCAGUAUGAAUUGAGGCCAUGCCUUGGGGAAGUUACUACAGCUGAACUUGGAAAAGAAGACAUUGUUUGUGGGGACAGGGAUCUGGAAAGGACAAGAAUCUGUUCAGAGACCCUCUGAAGAAAACCAGUCAGUCAAGGAACUAAACAAAUAGGAUCUCUAAUCUUCAGCAAAGCCCUGAAAAAAAUACUCAAGUUAAAAUUUUUCUUGUCCUGGUAUAAAUUUCUAUUACAUCAUUAUUCAUUUGCAACUGGAGUGUUGAUGAGCAGAUUCCCUUCCCUAUACAGGUUUUAUUCCCCAACCCUGUUUUUUUUUAGUAAAUUUUAAGAAUUUGAGAAAAUCUUUUGGGUCCCAAUGGUUACAAUAUAUUCUUCUCUUCAGUUCUAGAGAAAACCUGACACCAGGUACAGCCUAGUGAUACAGAUAAGUCCUGCACUGGUUGGCAUCAUAUUGACCCACAACUGGUCCAGCUAACCUAAAUGCAGAAAAAGAAGAGGGCCAUACAAAGAAAAAUAGGAUGGAACCAAAGAGAAUACCAGUAAAUGGAAUCAUAUGAGAAACAAAACAGGGAGUUGAUUUGGCUACACUGAAAGAAAGAGGUAGAAAAAACUUGGGCACCUUUGCUGUUCUCUGAAUUCACAUGAAGAUAUAGCUACUUUAUACCUCAGGACAUAAAAGAGAAAAAGUGAUGAACUGUUUGAUCUAAGUAACAAGAAUUAAACAUAUGGAAGACUGUUCUAAUGGAAACUAGUCACCUAAGUAAAUUAUUUCCAUUUGUAUCUAAUAAUAAUGUACCACAAUAAUGACUGUAUAUAUCAUUAGUAAAAAUUAAUUGUCACAAAUUAUAUCUUUUAUUACAACACUAAGUUUUGUUUCUAUAUUUCUAGCUUUCAUAAUUUUUGGUUCAUUAUCAUGACCACUUAUAAUUUUUAAAGAUGAGACAAUGUACUAGGUUAGAACUGGCUUAAAGGAGGUUUCCAGAAAUAAUCCAUAUUUUGGGGGGUAGAUAUUGAAAUUAUGUUAAUCCUUGUGGAGAUGAAAGUUCCCUGAUGGCGUGAGUAAUCAAGUGCCACAGUUGAGGAGGAGGAGAGGCUGAGUCUGUGUUGGAGAAAAGAAUAAACCAAAUUCUAAUGAUAGGUAAGUCCCAGAACUCAGACAACAGAAAGGAAAUCAUAAUCCUUCUGUUUUGAGAAAAGGGAACUAUAAUUGCCACACUUCCUAUUUUAUGACAGAAUACUUGCAAAUGUUUGAGGUCAGGAAAUGUAGACAUCUAGUGAUUUCUGUGGUUGAAGCCCAAAGUUUUCCCCAAGAUGAGGCUGUCCUUCUGUGCAAGUUCUAAAAGAAGCCUAGUGGACUGGGGUAAGUGUGGAGAGUAUGCAGGGAACAUGUGGACUUUUGUUUAAUGUCAUUCUGGGGAAGGGGCUCAGGAUUCUUAGAAAGGUAGAUUAAUGUGGCCUUUAUUAGGCAGCAAUGGCUUAAAAAUGGAAAUUAAAUCAUUGGAUUAGAGUUUUGAUUUUGCUUCUAAUAUGUUGUAUGAAAACUGCAUAGAUUUUUUACACUUUCUUGUGUCUUAGUUUCCUUACCUAUAAAAUGGAGCAGUGAUACCUAUCUCAUGAAAUUUUUAAUAUGUUGGAUAAGAUCCCUUUUAUAUAUCUCAAUGAAAAAAAAACAUAAGGAGCACUUUGUGGAAGAUUUGUUGAAGAUCCACAACCAACAAUUAGCUUUUCAAUUUGUUAGAAGCAGAAUGUAAGCAAGCCGCUUAAUUUCUCAAAAUUUGUUUACACACUUAUAAUAUGGAGAUAAAAAUCUGCCCAAGUCAGAAGAGUGCCUCAAAAAUUCUGUGACCAAUCCACUUAAAGAUCAAAGUCAUACUUUCCAUGACUACAAAUGUGGGCCCAGCCUAAGCCAGUCCACCCCCAUCCAACACUUAGACUCAUCCACAAACUUACCUGAGAUCAACAGAGCCACCAGCUAAGCCUAGGCUAAAUAGGCUGGAACACUAAAGCAUGAAAAUAAAAGCUUAUUGCUGUAUGACACGGGAGUUUUGCAGUUAUCUGACAAUGCAUUCUCCUACCUAACCUUCUUUCUUCUUGCCUUACUGGUCAUUUAGCUUACUGUACUCCCAGCAAUCAGAAUAAUCUAUGAAACAUUAGGUGCUAUCACUCUUCUUCAACACCGUAAAAUGAUUUUCUAACUCAUUCCUAAAAACUUACAGGCUUCCCAGGUUCAACAUGCUCUACAUUCCAAUCAUCUCUGUGUCAUUUUCUCUUACAUACUCCUGGGCUCAGUCCAGUCCAGCAACUUUGCCUAUUUCUUCCCUAGGAUCUUCUACUUAUUAUUGAUAUGUGUGGACAUGUUCUUUAAAAAUGUCAUAUUUUUCAGUAUUUUGCAUCUCUCAAGUUUCCCUGACAACCUUAUUUAAAAUUACAGCAGUACCGGAACAGAUAUUCCUCUUCGUUCCUAUUUCAGUUUCCUUUUAAGUUUCAUAAAUUCAUUGGUUUUGGUACAUUCACAGUUAUUGGAACCAUCACCUCAAAAAAGAAGCCUAUACCCAUUAGAUGUCACUACCCUAUCCUUGCACUCACCUCAACCCUACAACCACUUACAUUACCUUAUUCUGGGCUUUCAUACUAGUAGAAUCAUAUAAUAUGUGGUCUUUUUGGACUGGCUUCUUGCACUCAACAUGAGGUUUUUAGGGUUCAUCCGUGUAUUUCAGCAUGUAUGAGCACUGCAUUCAGGAUCUUGGUCUAUGUGUUAAAGUGUUGGUCCCUAGGACAGUGAUAUUCAGACUUGAUGGAACUUUUAAGAGACAGUGCCUACAGGAAGGUCUUUAGGUCACUUUUCAGGCAUGCCGUCAAUGGGACCCCAUCAUCUUGCUUGUUGUCCAUGUUGUGGGUGGUUUUGCAGCAUCAUGUGUUGUGCUGCUUCACCACACAUGCAAAAGCAAUUGGACCAAUGGAUCAUGGACUAAAGCCUCCAAAAGUGUGAACUUUUUGUCUUUGUAAGUUGAUUAUCUCAAGUAUUUUUCACAGUAACACAAAAUUGACUAACACAAUCAGUAUUUGUUCUUAGAGCUGAAUAAUUCCAUGUUUGUUUAUUCAUUCAUCAACUGAUGGGCAUUUUAGGGGGUUUCCAUCAUCCAACUAUUUAGAUAGUGCCACUAUAGACAUUCGUGAACAAGUUUUCUGUGUGUAGGUUUUCCCUUCUUUUUGGCAUAUAACUAGGAGUGAAAUUGCUGGGUCAUAUAGUAAAUCUAUGAUAAAUUGAGAAACUGCCAGUUUUUGAAGAGCAACUCACCACUGUAUCUUCCCAUCAGUAAUGUAUAUGGGUUCCAACCUUUCCACAUCCUUGUCAACACUUGUUAUUUUCUAACUCUUUGAUUCUAGCUAUUCUGUUGUGUAUGAAAUGUAUCUCAUCAUGGUUUUAAUUUGCAUUUCCUGAUAAUAAAUGAUGUCAAGCAUCUUUUGGGGUGUUCGUUGCCUUUUGGUAUUUCUUCCAUGAAGAAGUAUCUAUUCAGAUACUUUGCUCAUUUAAAUUUGCUCAAAAUAAACUGUAUGCAUAUACGGAAUUUUCACAUGAAACCUACUUGUACUAUGAU
This is a messenger RNA of Castor canadensis (American beaver), 4500 nucleotides long. Lineage: Eukaryota; Metazoa; Chordata; Mammalia; Rodentia; Castoridae. The record is from RefSeq and is a predicted model, not a curated record.